Messenger RNA from Melanaphis sacchari, 1126 nucleotides. RefSeq lists its product as uncharacterized. Bases 424 to 999 code for a protein of 191 amino acids. Lineage: Eukaryota; Metazoa; Arthropoda; Insecta; Hemiptera; Aphididae. The record is from RefSeq and is a predicted model, not a curated record. The transcript is spliced from 3 exons.
AUUUGUAUGCUGUUACUUUUAAGUUGUAAGUCGUAACUUUUUAUGUGUUAAUGAUCUGCAACCAACGUGACACCUGUUCUUAUGAGUUAAUUAAUUAAUUUGUCGUAUUUUUAGUUAUUAGUUGUUAGUGCUCAAUAAUAAUAGAAUAACAAUUAUAAAUUUUUGCCCGUAUAUUUUUUUUAUUGCCAUUGACGGCCGUAAUUAGCAAAAAUUGUUUCCGUACCGUUCCCGAACAUUGCGUUUUAAACGCUCAAGACCGUGUCCGUUUCGUUACUAACUCGCUACUUAUUGAAUUUUUGUCGUGUUUUUACCCGUAGGCGGUUUGUUGGGCGUUAUACUGCAUACACUGAUGAAGAGGGUUGAUACAAAUAUUGUACAACUAUCACAUAAAAACAAUCAAUAUCUAAAUGGUAUUUUAAUGUGAUGGAAACUGAAACAAUAGUUAUGAGUAGUAGAAGACGAAUGGUGCUCAAACCACUUUCUCCAGGAGCAAGUUUACAAUGUAAAGAACAGAAACUCUCCAAUGAUAUAAAUGAGCAUGUUCCAAUUCAACCACCUGCUACACUCAUUUCUCCAAAAAAUGACAGAAAAAAAAUUUUGUUCCAAGACACUCUAGUUCCUGAAAUAAUACCUACAGUACAACGUAAUAAAGUUUUAUUGACAUGUACAAUCAACAAUGACUUAUCAGAUUCUGAUGAUUCUGAUUUUGAAGAUUCUACAGUAAACAAUGCACCUUUAUCACCAACAAGCAAUCAAAAACUAUACUAUAUCAUUAUAUUUUUAUGUUGGGCCGCUGUUCAGUACUGGAUGAUUGCUGUAGCUGGUUUUGGAGCAGUAUUUUUUGCUGUUUCUGCUCUUAUUGCUAUUUAUUAUAAUACUUCAAAUUUAAAAAAAAAACCUGAUACUUUAAGUGCAUACUCUGUGUUUAAUCCUCAAUGUAAACCUAUCCAAGGAUCUGUAGAUCCUAAACAAUUGGAACGUGAGCUGCUAUUUAGUUAAUUAUAAUGUUAAAUCAAUAAAAUAUGUUAUUAUUCUUUUUUAAUUAUUUAUGGUGUUUACUGUCUAAUUUGUUACUGUAAUUUAAAACAUACAUUUUAUUCAAAUUAUGAUUUAAAUAUGUUAAUUU